AUGAGCGGCAGCCGCGCCCCAGAGGGCGUAGACAUCACCAGCGUCGCCACGGGCGUCGACAAGUUCUGGGGGAUCACCGCCGUCGGCACGAAGAUUGUGGCUGCCCCUCGCAAUUCCGACAAGCUCCUGGUCUACGACACGGAGCCGAAGGCCGUGGAGGGCGUAGACAUCACCAGCGUCGCCACGGGCGUGUUCAAGUUCUGGGGGGUCACCGCCGUCGUCACGAAGAUUCUGGCUGCCCCUUGGAAUUCCGGCAAGCUCCUGGUCUACGACCUGGGGCCGAAGGCCGUGGAGGGCGUAGAGAAGGCGUGGGGGACGGACCUCUUGCAGCUGCAGUUGACGAGAAGGAAUGUCGGGCCCCUGGAGCGAGAGCUCGCGACAGCGGCGAGCGGCGAGAGCAGGGCGUCGGGCAACGGGGUGUCGGCGGCGAGGUCCCUCGGGCCGAGCGCUCAGAUCCAGGCGCUCACGCAGGUGGUGGAAGAACUCGGCGCCCCGCCGGGCACGCUCGGCACUGCCUCCGCGUUCCGAGGGUGGCUCGCCAGCAAGGGCGUCGCCAAGGAGACCAAGUUCUCGGCGAGGAAGAUCCUGUUCGGGCGCCCAGCGGAGGCGACGCAGGGCAUCGGAGGCCUGACCGGCGUGCAGAAUAAGGAGGUGUUCAAGCGUGUGACACAGGCAGACGACAGCGGUGACCGAAGAGAUUCAGACUCACGGGUCCGAGGAGGACAGAGCGAACUGGAAGUACAUCGUCGAUGGCCGAUGGCAACUGGGCGUUGCUGA
This is a messenger RNA of Prorocentrum cordatum, 777 nucleotides long. The record is from the annotation of a GenBank genome assembly. NCBI's taxonomy places the organism in Eukaryota, Dinophyceae, Prorocentrales, Prorocentraceae.